Molecule: messenger RNA, 1163 nt
Organism: Prorocentrum cordatum
Lineage: Eukaryota; Dinophyceae; Prorocentrales; Prorocentraceae
Source: the annotation of a GenBank genome assembly
AUGUGGUUCCUUGUCCGAUGCCCUUGCCGUGACCUCCCCGCCGUCACCGGCCACUGUGGCUCGGAGGGGCCGUGCAGCACCUGGCGCGCCGGCACCCCCGCUCCUUGGGCGCCAGCUUGCGGCGUGUGCGCUGCCCGGUCUCACGGGUUCCCCUCCCCCGCUCGCCGCCGAGUGCUCGCCUGCCGUCCCCCGCAGGGGGGGGGACGCGCAUGGCCGCCCACGCCUGCGCCGCCUCGCGGGCGCUGCAGGCCGCCGUGGCCUCGCGCUCCUUCCGCUGCCGCUACCACGAGGCCUUCGGCGCCUUCCCCCAGGACCGCGUCUUCGUGCCCGGCGUCGUGGACGCCAAAGGGCUGCUGGCCCCGCUGCCCGCAGACCCGAGGGCCCAGGCGCCCGUGCCCAGCCCCCACGUGCUCGUCGCCCCGUGCCCCGCGGGGCACCCGCUCGCCGGGCAGCUGCGCUGCACUGCGCGCCGUGCUUUGGCCCCUGGCUUCUCGCUGCCCUAUGCUGGCGAGCUGUACCGAGGUCGCUCGGACCACCACUACUACUCGUCCACCUACUCCUGCAGCGCCAGCGGCGGCAUGGUGGUGGACGGCCUCAGGUACUGCAACGAGGCGGCGUUCGUCAACCACUACUACGGCAUCGCCGACAGUCCAAACUGCAGGCUCGCCGAGUGCGAGCAAGCCAAGGCUGCCGUCUCGGUCGUGAGCCCCAUCGCGCCUGGCGAGGAGCUGCUGGUCGACUACGGCCUGGAGUACUGCACCAGGAACCAGGUCCCGCACCCCGACGUGCCGGCCUGGGCCCGCGACUUCGGCGCGCUGGCCCGCCUCACGGAGCUGUCCGGGCGCCUGGCGUCGCUGGAGGCGGAGCUCGCGGGAGCCCGGCGGCGGCAGCAGGCGGCCUGCUCUUCUCGCGAGGACCUGGGCCUAAGGUGGCCUCCCGAGGAGCGGCGCGCGGCGGGCGCGGAGGAGGCCGCGGUGCUGGGCCAGGUGCGGGAGCUGCUCGCCGCGGGCGCGGGCGGGGUGCAGACCGGCGCCCUGUCGAGCGAGGGCCGCGAGCAGGCGCGGGCGCUGCUGCGGGAGCUGCGGCAGAGGGGUGCGGCGUUGCUGUGCCCAGACGGGGGGGCCGAGCAAGAACAGCAACCAGCAUCAUCCUCAUCGUCGCCG